UGCUUUAUCAAAGGAAUGGGAAUGACUGGUGUAUUCAAAUGGUUUAGACGCGGUUUAAGUCUUGAACUGCCCGUUCAACAGUCGCUCAGGCGUGGGUUCGAGCCCUGGCAGUCGCAAUUUUUCUGCGAUUUCCAAGGCUUGCUCCCUUGCCGACUGUAUCCUGGCCAGGUUUCUGUGGUUUCCUCGGUCACUGUGCUAAGGGUGGGGCACAGGCAAAUGCGGGUACAGACUGUAAGACGACCACAGCCGCGGAUAGGAGGUUAA
Messenger RNA from Cotesia congregata, 264 nucleotides. NCBI's taxonomy places the organism in Eukaryota, Metazoa, Arthropoda, Insecta, Hymenoptera, Braconidae. The record is from the annotation of a GenBank genome assembly.